UCAACACGUGUAUCUCGGAUGUAAUUAACGGAUUGUAAUCUAGUUAGCCUUUCGCCGUUGUGCUAUAUACAAUAUUCAAUUUAUUGUACAAAGUUGGCUUUGUGAGCUUUGACUAUCUGCAAAAGCUUUGUGAGUUGGUUGAUUCAUUGUUACCGUUUGAAGUUGUUCCUUCUCGAGGCGGCCAUCCAACGUCAAACAGGGGUAACAACAGAGAAAACGAAACAGUGAACAUUGGGGAAUACCAGAUGCUCGAGAGUAGUGGGCCGCCCCUCUCGUCGGGGCCAUGCGCGAUCUAAGCGGCCCGGUGCUCGACGAACUGACACGUUCCCAAAAGCCUCAUAUUAAUGACCACCCUUUACUCCAGGCUGACGAACUGGAGAAGAGGACUUCUCUGGCAGCGCAAUCGUGCAGCAGCGCCGAGCCAACGCUGUAUAGUAGCAGUGUCACAGAGCUGGAGGAACUCCAGGAACUGCUGCACUUCCCAGAAGAGGUUGCACUGCGCUUGGCAGAUAGCGAAUAUCGGUUAUUUUAUCAGGCGAAUGAUAAGGAUACCGCGGACGGAGAAGAACUGGAGAAGAGGACUUCUCUGGCAGCGCAAUCGUGCAGCAGCGCCGAGCCAACGCUGUAUAGUAGCAGUGUCACAGAGCUGGAGGAACUCCAGGAACUGCUGCACUUCCCAGAAGAGGUUGCACUGCGCUUGGCAGAUAGCGAAUAUCGGUUAUUUUAUCAGGUGAGUGCGUGGAUCACCCAGCUUAUCAUAGCUCAGCCCACGCACGAUGCUCGUAGAGCAAUUGUUUCCUGUAUCCUGAGGGUCGCACUCAGUUGCUGGAAUAUCGGCAAUUUCAAUGGAGCCAUGGAAAUUAUUGCCGGUCUUAAAUCGAAUAAGCUCAAGCCAUUUUGGCUUUCCAUUACGGAGAAGGAAAGUUUGCCAGUGUUGGAUUUUUUAUCGGCGGCUCUGUUAUCGGCAGAAUACGAUCGCGCUUUAAAGAGAGCGCUGGACAUGACAGAAUGUCCUGUCAUCCCAUUUUUUGGUGCUUUUUUACGCGAACUACGUGAAAUAUUGGCCUCGUGUUCCACGUCGCAAGUAUCGACAACUCCCAAACCGACCGCGAAAUCGACACGAAAAAAAGAUGACUUAAGGGACCAAGAACAACAAAGGCAAGUGUUUAUAUCAGAUUACGAUGGCGAGAGUCAUCACUUCACGAAAGUCGGACCGGGAGGUCUUAUCGACUUGGAGAAGAUAUAUCGAAUCCAAGCCGUUAUGGACCACAUUUCUUUAUUUCAUCAGCACUUCCACACCCAAAUGCGUCUUUCAAACGGUGCCACCCUUCUAGAUUAUCUAAAGACUUCUCCCAUAGUAAAAAGCCAACGAAUCGUAGCGGCGGCGACAAAUCAGAGAGAAGAGCAAGACGAAGAAUACGAAUUCGAAAUAUCGGAUUAUCAUCCCAUUCAACCACUCGUAUACGAUCACGGAGUCAGUUAUGUCUGUCUGUCGCCACCAAAUACAAAAGUCGACCAACAUAUUAUUCAGAUUCUACAUCAUGGCAGCACAGCAGUGAUGUGGGAAGGUAUUGAAGGUCCAUCACCUCCUGGGGGUUUGCGGAGUACCCUCCAAUACCUUCGACUAGAUCGUUCGUGUUCAACAUUAACAUGGGUUCGCCCCAGUUGGAGUGGCCUUAGAGUUGGUGUAUCAAGCGGUGAUACGGAUCCGUUAUCUACCGAUUUCAACUUGUCCUUUAGUCCAGAAGAUACCCUAGCUCCGGGUUUGCUUACGAAACUAGCAUUACAAAGCAGUGGGGAGCAAUCUACCAGCAGUACCCUUGAUGAAGGUUUUUUGGACUUGAUGGCAAUAAAAGAGGUCCAUCUAGGAGGCAGAGAUGCUGAAAAAGACACUGAAAUAGCAGCCGUUAGUCGACGGUAUGGUCUCAACCAUGAGCCUGAUAAUCAAUGUGCUCUUACAAUUCUUUACGGAUACGGCCUUAGCGAUAAUAGAAUUUUAUACAUUGUAUGUCCUUCUUCAAUGUGUAGAAUUUGGUUUACCGGGCUUUCUUGGAUAGUAAAAGAUUUAGCUAGACAACAAGCGUUAUGCGAUCGACGUUUGUUGUGGUUGCGAGAACAGUAUUUGCAACUCUAUCAUGAGGACGGAUAUUGUUGUGGACCGCUGGCGGCAGACGCCAUCAGGGGGAUUGGCCGGGUGUCUACUAGAAGAAAAAGUCUAACAUCAUUUCCCGAAACUAGUUAUGGACUCCUACCCUGGUUCCGAAACUUAAGACUCACAUGUUUCAACACUAGCAAUGAUGCUCGGUCGACGGAAGGCCACCACCAGAUCCCCCUGUGGUUCCAUUAUUUGUAUCAUUUGCGGUCGACGGAAGGCUACCACCUGAUCCUCCUGCGGUUGCAUUAUUUCCAUUAUUUGUAUCAUUUGUGGUCGGUGGAAAGCUACCACCAGGUCCUCCUGUGGUUCCAUUGUUUCCGUUAUUUGUAUCAUUUGUGGUCGGUGGAAAGCUACCACCGGGUCCUCCUGUGGUUCCAUUAUUUGUAUCAUUUGUAUUCGGUGGAAAGCUACCACCAGUUUGCUUGUUUGCUCACUGUGCCCACUCGUGUGUCACAGUUCCGAACUGUUGGUGACAGAAUAAUAAAAAAUGCAAUUUCUGUGGGUUUACGUGUAGGUGUAUCGAUAUGUCAUUUAUUUAGGGAACGCCAUGGGUCUACGGAACAUCUCUGGCAUGGCCGUCAUCCCCGAGUGGGGUCCAUUCUAUACGACACCCAGCUAGAUUUCAUAGACUUCGUUAUGCUAUUUCGUUCAUUUAGUUUAUUAAUUCGUAAGGAUCUGCGCGAUCUGUUCGAUCAAUUAGCAAUAUCUUAUCAAAGUAUGGCUGUGAGCAAUAUUAAAGUUAACGGUAUAAAGCACGUCGAAAAGACCCUUAAGAAGCCGCCGAAAUUGGGUUUGAUUACAAGGAACAGUCCGGCUGAGAAGGAAGGGAUCGUGGUCAAUUCCCAGAAAAAAAUAUACGAUGCCAUUGCCGCGGCUAGCAUUUUCACCAAUUGCGCCGGCAUCGACAGCAGCAAUUCCCAAGUAAUUACCCUGUCAACAUUUAUGAAAUUUUUGGAAACAAGACAAAUGGAGAAUAAGACUGAGGAUGAGGUGAAGAAUAUAAUUCAGAGACAUGAACCGGACUUAACGUUGCGGGCACAAAACUGCCUUUCGUUUGAGGGUUUUGCCAGGUACUUAAUGGACAAAGACAACUUCGCCUACGUCUACGAACAAGAAGUGCCUGUUAUUGAAGAUAUGAAUAAACCAUUAUCAACUUAUUAUAUAGCGUCAUCCCACAAUACUUACUUAACAGGACAUCAGCUCAAGGGAGAAUCUUCUGUCGAACUUUACAGUCAGGUGCUUCUGUCUGGAUGUAGAUGCGUCGAAUUAGAUUGUUGGGAUGGUGAAGACGGCUAUCCAAUGAUAUAUCAUGGGCAUACAUUUACUACUAAAAUUCCAUUUUCGGCAGUGGUCGAAACAAUCGAUAAAAAUGCCUUCGUCGUGUCUCAAUAUCCCGUCAUAUUGUCUAUAGAAAAUCAUUGUUCUUUACAGCAACAAAAUAAAAUGGCACAAAUUUUUCAGAGAAUUUUUAAAGAUAAACUGGUGUCUAAUUUUUUAUUCGAAACAGAUUACAGUGACGAUCCGUCACUGCCAUCACCUGAACAAUUAAAAAACAGAAUUCUCAUAAAAAAUAAGAAACUUAUUGCAGAAGUUCCUAGCACGCUAUCGAGCUAUCCGCCGACUUCAACCCCCAUCAGAACUGGCAUUCGCCAUUCUGUACCAGGUCGAACAAGUUCUAUAAUUAGUAAUGCCAGUAGUAGUUCGUUUAAUGAAGAUUUUAGCGACGAUGAUUUUGACGAUGAAGACGAUGACGAUAAUGUAGAUGAGAAACCCAUUCAUACCAUUUUAACCAUGAGCGAGUCUCCAAGAACUUACGGUCCUCACACGUCCUCAAAAACUAGCUCAACGAAAAGACCCAUGCCAGAUGAUAAAUCAAAAAAGAGAAGUAACCAGAUAUCUAAGGAACUUUCCGAUUUAGUUGUUUAUAUACAGGCCAUAAAAUUUCGUGGUUUGAACACAAGUCCAAGCAACUCGGUUAAACAACGCACCAGGUCAUCGGGCGUAUCCAAUACUGGUAGUUCCGUGGUUUCAAACGCGAGCGGUUCUACCGGGGGUGGAUCAUCCGAAUCUGACGUAACGGUGGUUGAAGGGGACGUUAAACAAAUACGAUCCACUCACCCCUGCUACCAGUGUUCGUCCAUAAACGAAAAUGCAGCAAAGAAACUUUGCCGGAAACAACCUCUCACGAUUGUUGCCCAUACGCAAACUCAGCUCAUGAGAACGUAUCCGGCCGGCAUGAGAAUCGAUUCGUCCAAUUUCAACCCUCUAAUUUUUUGGUCGUUUGGUAUCCAAAUGGCGGCUUUGAAUUAUCAAACCGACGACGUUCCACAACAAAUCAACACGGCCAUGUUUGAAAUGAAUGGAAUGUGCGGUUACGUCAUUAAACCCAAUGUUAUGUGGGACAAGUCUCAUGUGAUGUAUCGACGUUUCAAUCCUUGGGAAAAGGAAUUCGAAGGGCUGCAUUCAUGCCAAAUAGUUUUAACAGUCGUUUCGGGACAGUACAUUUGUCCCAAUAACUUCAAUCUCAGCACUUACGUGGAAAUAGAAAUAAUAGGAAUACCCGUAGAUUGUAACAAAGUCAAAACAAAGGUGGUUCAAAAGAAUACUUUGAACCCCAUUUGGAACGAAACCUUUAAUUUCCGCAUCAACUUCCAAGAUUUAUGUUUUCUGAGGUUUUCGAUAAUCGACGCGAGCAGUAGUCAUCUGCUCGCCCAGCGAAUACUCCCAGUGAAACGGCUCAAACCAGGAUAUAGACAUUUGAGGCUUAGGAAUCCUCAAAACCGGCCUCUCAACAUGUCCACUCUUUUCCUUUAUUCUCACAUGGAAGAAGAGAGCAUAGAUAACCACGGUAGUAAAAAUAUCUUAUCCAAAUCCAAACGAGAAUCUUGUAUGCAAUCGAACCCGAAUAUAAAUGCCAUAUUGGGUGCUUCUACGUCUCCAAUUUGCGUUAAACGGAGAAUGUUCUUCCUUAUGGUUUACGGCGUUAUCUCCGAUGAACCUUACACGAUUCUUAAAGUUACUCAGGAAAGCACGACAAGGGAUGUUCUACUUUUGGCCCUUCAGAAAGCCAGUAUACCUACGACACGAAUUAACGAUUUCAUUUUGGUCGAAGAAGUGGCCAGAGGUUGGGAAAAGAAGGACCACGACCUUCCAGCCACCCAACGAAUAUUGGAUCUGGAUGAGAGGCCUCUGCAAGCCCAAUCCCAAUGGAAAGGUGAAGGAAGGUUUAUUUUGAAGAGAAUGGGCGAUGACCCUAGCAGUCGAGCUUGGUUGUCGUCCAUUCGCAGUGUAGCAAAUAGAGAAAGGGAGGCGAGAAAAUCAGAUGGAGCUCCAAGUAACGCCUGGGAAGAAAACGACACCUUCCUCGUCUGUAUUUACAACGUAUCUCCAGAAAUACCGUAUUGUAUUCUAAAAGUACCAUUAAACGCUUGUGCCCAAGACGUAUUAGCGCAAGCAUUGGUAAAGGCUAGAAGACUGGAAGAUCCAAUGAACUACGUUAUAGUAGAGGAACUGGAAUGGGGGGGAGCAUCACACAACGUCCAACAAAGAGCCCUUGCCGACGAUGAAAACGUGUACAAAGCACAAUCUCAUUGGCAAACCAUAGGCAGGUUCAUUAUGCAAGAGAGGACUAAAGUAACUCCGACUUCCUUACGAAAAAAUCGCGUCACAACCAGUUUUCGUUCGGUAACGUUGGAUAAGAUUAGUCGUGGAUUUACAGCAGCUCGAAAUGCUGCAAGCAGUAGCAUGAAACCGCCAGUUCAAGCUGCCUUGAGUGAUCCGACCACUUCGAAAAUAAAGAAACUCAACGACGACUCUAAAAUGAAGGGACUUUUGCGAAGCAAAGCCAAUUCGGAAAAAGAGACUUUACAACACAAAACUCAGUGCCAGCGCGAAGUGCAUUCAGAAGGCGAGACUCUCAGCGACGAAGAAACGAAAGAUUCCGAUCUGGUGACCGCAAUGACCCGAUUGAAAAGGAUUUCUAUUCGAAAAUUCAAGGAAUGGAAGUCAUGACUUUUGGAUUACUUGCCGUAGAGUUUUUGAUCUAGUCAAUUUAGAACCAAAAGUUAGAUUUUACUAUUAAUUAAUUUGUUUCUCAAGCUUUAAGACCUGUACCUACUUAAUAUAUUGUUGAACUUA
Agrilus planipennis (emerald ash borer) is the source of this 6292-nucleotide messenger RNA. Its product is annotated as 1-phosphatidylinositol 4,5-bisphosphate phosphodiesterase epsilon-1-like. Gene Ontology annotation, biological process: phosphatidylinositol-mediated signaling; small GTPase-mediated signal transduction; lipid metabolic process. The coding region runs from base 284 to 6166 and encodes 1960 amino acids. NCBI's taxonomy places the organism in Eukaryota, Metazoa, Arthropoda, Insecta, Coleoptera, Buprestidae. Gene Ontology annotation, molecular function: guanyl-nucleotide exchange factor activity; phosphatidylinositol-4,5-bisphosphate phospholipase C activity. The record is from RefSeq and is a predicted model, not a curated record. The transcript has 23 exons.